GCAUUGUGAGGGUCCGGAAGGUUUUUAGAGAGUGAUGCACAGACUAAUUAUAUGCAUUUGAAGAAGCUUAAAAAGCCCAGACCUAUAUCGCCUUGCACUCGAUGAAUACUACCACGCUGCCUUUUUCUGUAAAUGAGCAACAACCAAGCUGUGGAGCGUCUCUGCAGUCAACGGGGAUUCCCCUUGUAUUCUGACAGUUUGUAAGAGCCUGAGCUGAGCCGUAGUGUAAUAAUUUGUAAUGCUCCAGAAAAAUGACUAUGAAUGUAGAAGUUGUUAUCGUAUUAAAUCUGAUUCUCCUAUUCCUUUAUAAUCUUUUAUUUUUUUACCCAAAGGCCCAGUAGUACCGUACUUCCUCUGGGGUUCCUGAACACAAACUUUCUAAUUAUAGAGGUGGCUAACAGACUAGUAGAGUGGCACUUACUACAGAUUGCAGGUCUUCUAUUUUAAACCCUAUGCUAUUAAUCAGAUGCAUGUACGGUGCAUUAAAGCCGACAGAACGUGUACAAGCUGCAAGCUCUUCAGAAAACAGUGUUAUGGUUAUUCUGGCUCAUGUGUGUGCAGAGCACACAAUGAGGGCUGUUUGCAGUGGUUUUCUGUUGGAGAAAUGGCUGCUGUUUGUACUGCCUGUCACCUCAGCAUCUUUAGAUAAGGGAUCCUCCUUCACCUCCGCACAAAGCCUGCUGUAACCCCGAGCGUCGCUGUCCUCAAACCUGCUGAAAAGAUAUAGAGGCAGCGUAAACUGCAAAUGACUCGGUCUCUACAAUUAAUAUUUUGUUGCGUUACGUCAAAGUAAUUUUAGUUACGUGACAGACAACUGCCUGAAUGACCCUUUUAUAUAUAUAUAUAUAUAUAAAGACAAAAAUUGGGUUUCUGGAAAUAUUCCCAGUUUUCUGGUCAUAUUGUGGAGACUUAUUGAACAAUUUUAUGGAUAAAACCAUUCUUAAAACUGCAGACGACUUCAGGAGGGCCACUCGAUCAGACAGCCUGAAUCAUUAACCAACUAAUAAUGGUGAUGACUAAUAAUUAGCUUCUUAUGCUAGCAUUUGUUGGUUUUUGUUUUAGUUUUGUGUAUCAUAACCAAAACGCCAGUUGUAGAGCUGUAAUACUUAAAGGUUCACCAAUUUCCAGGUCUUUUUUUUGUUGUUGUUGCUGUUGUUUUAUCUUUCCUGCUAAUUCCAGCUUGACCAGAACUGGUCAAAUCAGAAUUUGAAUAAAUCGGAAGGAAUAUUCAGAUUGGUGGUUACCGAUCAGAGCCUGUCAGCGAGAAACUGACCGACUGAUCAGGUCAUCUGUAGUAAAGAUCAAUGUGUUUAUGGUAUUUUUACCACAUGCUGAAAUAAUCAGUGCUGAUCUUUCUUAGAAAAAACCCCAAAACAAAAUUAAUUUAGGUCAUGCUGUACAUCCUCGUAUGGCUUCUCCCUCUUUAUGUCAGCUGUGUUUUUUUUUGUUUUUUAGGUUAAAGCAGAAAAGAAUGUUUGCUUAGUCUAAUUUGCCAUAACUUCUGAGUAAUGACCACUUUAAUUUAUUUGCGUAUACCACCGACGUUUCCAAUGCCUUCAGAAUGUUUUCUUAUCUGAAAGUUGACUAAUUUUCCUCUUGUGUGAACAUUCUGAGGAAAAGAAGAAGGUGAAAUCAUGCUGAAAGUAUUAGGAGUAGCCUUAAUAUAAAAUAAACAAUACUGUUUUCAUCCUCCCACAUCCACCAGGCGGAUGUAAUAGGGAUAACCUGCACCGCGCAGGCAUUCCAAGAGUUUUUCAACGAGUAAAAUAGAAAGAGUUAGUGAAAGGAAAGAUGAAUUCCGGUGUAACCGGGUGCGUCUUCCCCCUUACUCCCCCUCCUUCAUCCCCGCGGUCCUCCCUCGUGUGUUGGAAUUUCCCGCAUGGACCGAGAGGGAUCUUGCUCCGUAAAUUACAGCGCCUUCGCGUGUCAGAGGAAGAGCCUUUUAUGGGCAGGGAAGUGGGCGGGGCCACGGGGUAGGCAGAGAGAGGAGGUGGCAAUGUCGAGACAGCCAGAGAAGCGCAGUCGAUGCACGGCAGCAGCAGGCCGCAUCUUUCUUCUUCUUCUUCUUCUUUUUUUUUUCCUUUUUAAGCCUUUUUGUGCAAUCACAGUGCAAUAAUGUGCAACAGACAGCGGCUGCAUUGCGCUUCUGUUCAUGCGCAUUAGCACGUUUGUGUUUACGCUCCAACGUCAAAUCCCCCUCCGCCCCCUCACCUCUCUCUCCCAUCCCUCCUCACUUGUUUUCUUCUUCUUAGCUGGGGGCACCGAAGGGAAAAAGGAAGGGAAGGGAAAGGGGGGAGAGAGAGAAGUCCAAAUGCGUGAGGUCAGCAGCGUAGCAUGAGUCAACCUCGGGGAUGUGUGCAGUCAUCAUCGUGGGCCUGCUGCCGCUGCCGCCGCCGCCGCUGCCGCUGCUGCUGGCCGCACGAGAGAGCCAUCCAGUGCGGCUGAGCAGCUCCUCGCAGGUGUCGCCCAUGAAUGAGAAAAACACAGAGACUUCUUCAGAUCGUUUCACCCCCGAUUGGAGAUUGUGAAGAACUUCAGAGGGAUUUUUUUAUUUUUUAUUUUUUUUAACUGUGAAUAAAAAAAGAAUACUUUUUUUUUUUUUUUAAGUCAAAAGACCAUUCUGCAUAGGCCUGGGUUGGAGUGGUCCCCUGCUUCAGCCCAUUCAUGCUCGUCAUGAGCGUACCAGCCCAGCAGAAACCCAGCGCCAAGAGAACGGGCAAACGCAUCACAUUCUUCGGCGACCAACCAGGAGACCCGAUGAAGGAGACGUCGCAGCAUCCCGACGGGGCGUACUUCGUCCCCGGCGGCACCGCCGCCGCCGCCUCGGAGUCCGGACAAAGCGAGGCGGCGAGUACAGUGACCUCCAACCCAGAGGCUCCUCACAUGUACUUCAACUCUGUGAUCUUCAGCCCAGAUAAGGGUGACCAGAACAGGGGCCACUAUCAGCAGACGGUGCCGAUGAAGUGGGCUCACCCGGAGCCCGGUCAGCAGCAGCAGCAGAGAGCUGCCUCUUGGACUGCCAUGCCUAACUGGGCGCCGGCUUUUCCGAAUCUCACGAGGACCCAGAAUGCGUUUGCGAAGGCGUUGCACGAGACUCCUCCCGGCUUGCAGCUGCAUCAGCAGCCAACCAACGCUGUGAAGUCUCGAGCUCUGGAGUGGGAGCAGCAGCAGCAGCAGACGUCCCAAAUCUUUCAGGAGACGUUGAAACCAGGAGCGCUGAACGCCCAACAGCAGAGCGUUCCCCACCCCGGAGGAAGCUCCGUCUUGCAGUCCUUCCAGCUGGCCUUCGGUCAGCCCAAACAGCACCUGCCCGCUUAUUACCAGACCUUCCAAGGGAGCAGGAACACGCUGCCGAACCCGCCGAACUACUCGAAUUCGAAACAGUCUUCGCUGCAUCUUCAACAGCUGCAGAAUCAAGAGCAGAUGCAACGGCAGCAGCAGCAGCAUGUAAUCCAGCAGCAAAUUCAACAGCAUCAGCAAAUCAUCCGGCAUCCGCAUGUCCAGUUACAGCAGCAACAGCAGCAGUUACACCAUGAGCAGCAACAACAGCAACAAAAGAUGCAACAACAGCGGCAACAGCUCCAGAUUCAGCAGCAAAUGCAACAUCAGCAGUCGCAACAACAAAACCCCCAUGUGCUAGACUGUUUCUCUGCGGCACAAAACGCACACCCGCAGCCCGUGGUCGUGCACUCGCAGGAGUCCACCGCUCCCGCGCCGCCGAAGAUCCAGGAGCCGCUGAUCCAGGACAUCACUCCAGAACCUCAGCAGCAGCCGUCCGAUCCCCUGCAGGCCCCCCCACCGCCCGAGCCGUCGUCGCAAUCGCAGGCGCAGCUCCGCAGGUCGCGCAGGCUGUCCAAGGAAGGCGGGGCGCCGUCUGACAACCCUUUCCUUUGUGGGCCCUCGGAUCAGUCGGGCCCAGAGAACGGGGCCCGUGACGUCCAGGCGGCGCCCACAGGGGUCAUCCAGAGCACGCGCAGGAAGCGCCGGGUUUCCCAGGAGGUCAACCUAGAGAUGCUCGCUCAAGAGGCUUCAGAAAGGAAGUCUCCUUCACUAAACAAGGAGCCUCACAGGCCGUGGAGUCCCGCCGAACCGGAGAGCAUGAACGCCAAGCGGCCCCGAGACGACAGCCUCCUUCCGCUCGUCAUCCCCGUGUCCGUCCCCGUGCGGAGACGGGACCCCUCGUCUCCAGAUAGGGAUGGAGCAGCCGUGGCAACCAGCUGGCCUCACCGGCCUCCCAACCACCAGGACCUCGGGCGAGCCGAUCACAAACCCUCGGUCAUCGUCACCCGCAGACGCUCGCUCCGAAACUCCUUAUCAGAAAGUUCAGAGCAGAAUGACGGCACGGAGGGAGAGAGGGACGACGACGGCAAGAAGUCCAAACGGCGUCCCCGACCGGAGCCUCUCUUCAUCCCGCCGCCCAAACCGAGUUUAUUCAUCGCGCCGCCCGUCUACUCCAGCAUCACGCCCUACCAGAGCCACCUUCGCUCCCCCGUUCGCCUCGCCGACAACCCGAUCACCAUGCCCCCGUACACGCCUCCGCCGAUCCUCAGCCCCGUUCGGGAGGGCUCGGGCCUGUACUUCUCCACCUUCCUCUCGUCGGCUGCAGCCAGUGGUCCGGGCCUGCCCCCUCCCGCGACUCCCAAGUCGGCCACUCGCAGCUUGUUGCGUUCCAACAGCUGCGACAUCACGCCACCGGUGCUGUCCGCCAUGAGUGAGACCACGCCGGUCAGCAUCGAGCCACGAAUUAAUAUCGGGUCGCGGUACCAAGCGGAGGUGCCAGAGCUGAGGCAGAGGUCAGCUGUCGAACUGGAUCGCCAUCGAGCCGAACUGGUUUGGGCUCCACCUUCCGAACUGGAGGGGAAACCAGACUUCCAGGACAAGGUGGAAGACCUGAUGCACCUGGCCUGUUCCAGUGUUUUAUACGGAGGAGGCACCAACCAAGAGUUAGCACUCCAUUGUUUAUACGAGUCCAAAGGGGACAUAAUGGCUGCUCUGUCUCUGCUGAUGCUGAGGGAUCCAAUCUUCCCAAAGACACAUCAUCUAUCCAGCUACCACUACUCGGGAUCAGACAGCUGGACGGCAGCUGAGAGGCGUCUGUUCAACAAAGGCAUGUCCACGUGUAAGAAGGACUUUUUCAUGGUGCAAAAGCAGGUGACGACCAAGACCGUGGCGCAGUGCGUGGAGUUCUACUACACGUACAAGAAACACGUGAAGAUGGGCCGCAACGGAGCGCUGAUUUACGGCGAGAACGAGCCUCCGGAGAGCAGGACGGCAGAGGAGGAGCAGGACCACAAGGCCUCUCAAAGACUGGAGCCGCAGCAGCAGGAGGAGGACAGCAGGAAGUGGGAUGGUUCAGCUGACAGGAAACAGGAUGUCUGUCCCACCAGGGUGACACACGCGCUGCCGUCCACUGAGAAUCUUGCGACAGUCCUCAUCAUGAAGAGGCAGGCGGAGGUGGGAAGGGAGCAGCCGGUGUCCAGGGUCAUCCAGCCGCCCCAGACCAAACCCCGCUUUGACGGCAGUGCGCGCCGGCCGAGCCCCCCGUCGGGCAACAAGGCCUCCGCGGGGCAGGAGGGCGAGUUCCCCUGCAAGAAGUGUGGCAGGAUUUUCUACAAGGUGAAGAGCCGCAGCGCCCAUAUGAAGAGCCACGCGGAGCAGGAGAAGAAGGCGGCGGCGCUGCGACAGAAAGAGGCGGAGGAGCGCGCCGCGGCGAGGGCGGCAGCCGAGGCCGCCGCCGCCAUGGCCACGCGGCAUCAGAACGGAACACGGCAGGCGGUCGGCGACAGUGCCAACGACGACUCCUCCGGCGGCGAGGACAGCGACGACGACGACGACUGGCAGAAUUAGGGCGGAGGCAGAGACCCUCUGCACCCCUCCUUUUUUUUUUUUUUACAUACCGCCGUUGCUCGGCGACGCCGGUGACGAUCUCUGCUCAAACUUCAGCGAGCGUCCGGAUUUGUUGGGUUCUUCCCAAAAGCUCCCCUUUACUCAGCUUUUCCAAGAGUUGUACCUCUCUUGCUCACAGGGCUCGGUGAAAUCAAAGCCAUGCGUCAUCCUGUUGGAUUCCCAGCCGCUGCCGCCUUCCUUCACACUUUGAAUCCCGCCUCCCGCUUUGCUCCGACAGGCGCGUUGGACCUCCCUUCCCGUCUUCUGUUUUCCUUUCACCUUCAGCUCCUCUUCGGACCGCAGUCGACCAAUAUCCGAUAGUCGAGGAUGAAGUGGGAAAGAAAGGCUGCUUCCUCGGACGGACGGACGGACGGACGGAUGGAUGGAUGGACGGACUGUUGUUGUCGCCGCUCCUCUGCACUAACAGCUGCCAAAAGUGUUUUUUGAAGCAUGAAAUGGGUUUUGUCUGUUUAUCCGGGUUUUUGGUUCUGUGAAUCCCCUGUCGUCAACCCCCCCUUUUUUUUUUUUUUUUUAUAAAACUUGCUCUGUUCCUCACUGUUUUAUGCCUUGGAUGUUAUGACAGUUUUAUUUGAAAAUGACAAUCAAUUUUACAUUGUUGGUGGUUUUUAUGGACGUGUAUAUAAGCAGGUCAACUUUCUUCCCCCACCCCUUUUUUCUCUGUAGUUCUAUGUGGUUCUUGUUGUUUUUGUGAAUAUUGUUAAUUAUUAUUAAUAUUAUUAUUAACAUUAUUAUUAUUAUUGUUCUAGUUUUGGCUGCAGUUUUGUUGAGCGCUUUUUUGAAAAGCUUUUCUUUUUUUUUAUUUAAACAAAAACAAUUGCUCCUUGCUACCCGUUUGUAACUAUAUAUAUUUUUUUUAUAUAACUUUUUUUUUUUUUUCUUUCAUUGGGAGCCAAGAAAUGAAGACAAGUGAGAAGCGUAUGUGCAAUAGAACAAGUUAUCCCCCUCUCACUCCCCAACACCGUCAGCUCAGAAGCAGCUGCUCUGGAUGCCUCGCCGUCGGCUCCGUUACCGACGGCGGGUUCUGACUGGUACCGUUCAGAACCGCAGGUCUCCACGGACACGAGCGCGACGACAACCGGCCCAGUCCAAACCGAAAACCGCGUUCCAGUAUUUACGGCAUGACAUUGGCUUUCACAAUGUGUGCUUCUUUUGUUUGUUUUUUUUAUUGUUCGAAUUGUAGGCGAGAUGUGGGCACGAGCUGGUCUGUCGGUACAGAUACCUCAGUAUGGCAGUAUUUACACAAGAAAAACUUUAGACUGUAAUGUAUAAUAUGUUUCAAACAAAUUUCUAAUAUCACGUUUAACAUUAGCUUAUCUUUGUUUGGAUUCGGAUACACAGACAUAGGCAAAAAAGAAAUAAAGGUCUGCUAGUUUUCAAGUAAACGCCACAUGGAUGGGAACAUAUGGGAGCCGUCUGUCGGUAAACCAUUUACUUUCGUCAACAGCCGAGCUUUUUGGAAAAGUAGUGAUUUUUAGUAAUUAGAUUUGUAUUCUGAACUAACGGUUCUGCCUCCUGCUUUCUACCUCAGCUUUGUAGCCGUUCCACAGACUGUUAACAGUAAGAUCCUUUCAUCCCAAAAAAAAAAGAAGUUGUAAUCUUUUUUUUUUCCUUUAGUCCCAUCUAAUCUGAGCUCAGAUUUGAAACAUGAAUAAAAAGUUAUAUUGAUUUGACUUUUUUUUUUUUUUUUAAUGGAGCAUUUCCAUUGUUCUUGCCACGGAUUUAGAUAUUGAUAUUAACCUGCUUAUUUUUUCCUCUCUCCUUAAGUCUGAUAAAAUCUCAAGCGUUCCUUACAACGGCUUGUUUUCCACGCUCUCUAAAAGCCUGUUGAUGGCAGGAAAUCAUUUACUGACAAACAGUAGAUUCUGAUCUAGACGGCUGAACUAAAAUCUCUUGUUUGUUCUUAAUAUUUUAACAUUAGAACUUAUCGAUUGCCAAGACUAGAUCUCUACUAACACGGAGGUAAUUCUGGGUCUGCCUUUGGAUUUCUGCUCUGAGAUUCCAGAUUUGGCUGAAAAAGCUGUUCAGAUGACAAUUUGUCAAUUUUUUUUUCCCCCAGUUCUUAUUAUUAUUAUUACAUUGUCUUUUAGAUGCCGAUAUGAAGACAAAGUUUUCAUCUUUCAAAGCAGACUGUUUGCAUCUGUGAUUUCUCUUUUCCCGUUUACCUGACACGAGGCACUGAGUUGGACCGUUGUAACCGUGACUCAUCUGUUGCUACAUAUCCAAGUGCCCAGAGCCACCGAAGCAACAAAUAGGUGAAAGGGUUGUUGUCCUUUUAAAGGACAAACUGGAGGAAGAGAGGAAUGUUGAAUGGGGAAAGAGACAAAAACAAGCAGAAUCAGCUCUGCUUACUCUACAAGUUCAAAUCCGGGUCUAUGCACAGGCUGUGUGCGAGCGAGUGUGUGUUUAAAGCAUCCUGUUAGCAGUGUGUGUGUAUGAGUUCUGUGAGGUCAAAUGUUCGACUGCCGUACCAGUCACAAACAAACAAAUAAAAAAAAUAGGGUUUUUGCAGACUGUUCAUGUUUGGUAUGUUAAUUUAUAUCUCCUUUUUAUUUGGGCUCCAAGGUUCUUGUUUAGGUUUUGGGGGGGGGGGGUGUUGCAAAAAAAAAAAAAAAAAAAAGCAAGAAAAGGUUUCGAAGAAGAAUUUUUACGGACGGAAGUGGAGGCCACAGACACUUCUCGUUUCGUUCUGCUGGUCGAGGGGGAAAAAAAAUUUCCGAAGAAAGUGUUUAUUUAGCUAAAGAUUGGAAAUAUAUAAUAUGAACGGAAUUCUAUGUUUGCAUACUUUUUAUGCUAUUUUCGUAUAGGGUUCACACUAAUGAUAAAAUCAGAAAGGAAUCUCAAGUGCUUUUUACUACGGUGUAACUUAUUUGUGUUGAUUUGAUUUUUACCACCUGUGUUUUUAGUAAUGAUUUAUGGAAGCACUGUAUAUUAAAGGUUCAAAACAUUCUC
Gambusia affinis (western mosquitofish) is the source of this 8856-nucleotide messenger RNA. It is a transcript of the gene mideasb, whose product is annotated as mitotic deacetylase associated SANT domain protein b. Bases 2665 to 5847 code for a protein of 1060 amino acids. Lineage: Eukaryota; Metazoa; Chordata; Actinopteri; Cyprinodontiformes; Poeciliidae. Gene Ontology annotation, molecular function: transcription corepressor activity. Gene Ontology annotation, cellular component: histone deacetylase complex; transcription regulator complex. The transcript is spliced from 13 exons. Gene Ontology annotation, biological process: regulation of transcription by RNA polymerase II; negative regulation of DNA-templated transcription. The record is from RefSeq and is a predicted model, not a curated record.